This is a messenger RNA of Myotis daubentonii (Daubenton's bat), 4310 nucleotides long. RefSeq names its product desmoglein 4 (gene DSG4). Gene Ontology annotation, molecular function: calcium ion binding. Lineage: Eukaryota; Metazoa; Chordata; Mammalia; Chiroptera; Vespertilionidae. The record is from RefSeq and is a predicted model, not a curated record. Gene Ontology annotation, biological process: homophilic cell-cell adhesion. Gene Ontology annotation, cellular component: desmosome; plasma membrane.
AUGGAUUGGCUCCUCUUCAGGAACAUUCACCUCUUGAUCAUUUUCCUGGUGGUGUUGGAAGUAAACAGUGAAUUUAUUGUUGAGGUGAAAGAACUGGACGUGGAAAAGGGCACGACCAAGUGGCAAACUGUCAGGAGACAGAAGCGCGAAUGGAUCAAGUUCGCGGCAGCAUGUCGAGAAGGAGAGGACAACUCCAAACGGAACCCCAUCGCCAGGAUCCGAUCAGACUGCGAAGUGAGCCAGAAGAUUACAUACCGCAUCUCUGGGGUAGGCAUUGAUCGGCCACCAUACGGAGUGUUCGCCAUUAAUCCUCAGACGGGGGAAAUUAACAUCACCUCCGUGGUGGACAGAGAGAUAACUCCACUUUUCCUGAUCUAUUGCCGGGCUCUGAAUGCACGGGGUGAAGACUUAGAAAGGCCUCUUGAGCUUAGAGUCAAAGUUAUGGACAUAAAUGACAACCCUCCAGUCUUCACACAAAAUGUGUACACAGGCAGCAUUGAAGAAAACAGCGAUGCGAACACACUGGUAGUGAAGUUAAGUGCCACUGAUGCAGAUGAAGACAAUCACCUGAACUCUAAAAUCGCCUACAAGAUCAUCUCUCAGGAGCCAGCAGGUGCACCAAUGUUCAUCCUGAACAGGUACACCGGCGAGGUCCGCACCAUGUCCAGCUUCCUCGACAGAGAGGAGCACAGCAUGUACAACCUCCUCGUGCGGGGCUCGGACCGAGACGGAGCUGCAGAUGGACUCUCCUCUGAGUGUGCCUGUAGGAUCCAGGUCUUAGAUGUCAACGAUAAUUUCCCCACCUUGGAGAGAACUUCCUACUCAGCAAGCAUUGAGGAGAACUGUUUGAAUUCGGAACUGAUGCGGUUAAAAGCCAUUGAUCUUGAUGAGGAAGGCACGGAUAAUUGGCUGGCAAAAUAUGUAAUUCUCUCCGGGAAUGAUGGGAAUUGGUUUGAGAUUCAAACAGACCCACGAACCAAUGAAGGCAUUUUGAGAGUCGUCAAGAUGCUGGAUUAUGAACAAAUGCCUAAUAUUCAUCUUAGCAUUGGAGUCAAAAACCAAGCUGAAUUUCACCACUCAGUUGCCUCUCGAUUCCGAAUGCAUUCAACCCCUGUGAGAAUUCAGGUCAUUAACGUGCGAGAAGGACCCACAUUUGAUCCAAACUCCAUGACUUUCAGUGUGCAAGAAGGAGUAAGAGGAGAUUCCUUACUGAAUUAUGUUCUUGGCACAUACACGGCUGUAGAUUUGGACACAGGGAAUCCUGCCACGAACGUCAGGUAUAUCAUAGGUCAUGAUGCUGGCAGCUGGUUAAAAGUUGACUCGAGGACUGGCGAGAUACAAUUUUCUAGGGAAUUUGAUAAGAAGUCAAAAUAUAUUACCAAUGGGAUAUACACAGCAGAGAUCCUGGCUAUAGAUGAUGGCUCUGGGAAAACGGCUACGGGAACCAUCUGCAUUGAAGUUCCUGAUGUCAGUGACUACUGUCCAGUCAUUGUUGCUGAAAGUAAUGCCAUCUGCACCGCCUCUCCAUCCAUCCUUAUAUCCGCAAGAGACAUUAACCAUCAUUCUUACGGGUAUCCCUUUACCUUCUGUGUUGUUGAUCAGCCACCAGGGACAGCUAACUUAUGGGAUAUCAAACCAGUAAAUGCUACCUCUGCCCUCCUGACGGCGGGGCAGUCGCUGUCAGCGGGAGCUUACCAAAUCCCAGUCCUGGUGAAGGACAGCUUCAACCGGGAGUGUGAACUGCCGCAGACGGUGAAGAUAGAGGCCUGCGACUGUGACAUCAGCCAAACGUGCUUGCACUCCAGCACUCCGGGCAUCUACACCGGGGAUGGCAGCUCAGUUACCAGCGACAUAUAUGGGCCUGUCCCUGGCGACCGCAUUGAGGGUUCAAAUGUUGGCCUGGGACCAGCAGGGAUUGGCAUGAUUGCUCUGGGCCUCCUACUACUGCUCUUGUCGCCGCUCUUGCUGCUCAUAUGCUGCUGCAAGCGAAGGCAGCCAGAGGGCCUGGGGACCAGGUUUGCCCCGGUGCCCGAGGGCGGAGAAGGAGUGAUCCAGUCCUGGAGAAUAGAAGGGGCCCAUCCUGAGGACAGGGAUGUGUCAAAUAUAUGUGUACCAAUAACCGCUUCUAACACGCAGGAUCGUAUGGAUUCCUCCGACAUCUACACGAACACGUACGCGGCCGGCGGGACGGUGGAAGGGGGCGUGUCGGGCAUGGAGCUGAACACCGGGCUGGGGACCACCGGCCUGGCCGCCGGGGCCGGGGGCACCCUGAGGAGGAGGGGCUCCAUGCUGGGCCCCCAGAGGGAGCAGGCAGACAUGGGCCUGAACCUGGCUUUCCUGGACAGCUACUUCUCCGAGAAAGCAUAUGUCUAUGCAGAUGAAGAUGAAGGUCGACCAGCAAACGACUGCUUGCUCAUUUAUGACCACGAGGGGGUCGGGUCGCCUGUGGGCUCGAUCGGCUGCUGCAGUUGGAUUGUGGAUGACCUGGAUGAAGACUACAUGGAAACUUUAGAUCCCAAGUUUAGAACUCUUGCUGAAAUCUGCUUAGACACGGAAAUUGAACCAUUUCCCUCACACCAAGCCUGUAUACCUAUCAGUACGGAUCUCCCUUUGCUCGGGCCUAAUUACUUUGUGAAUGAAUCUUCAGGAAUGACUCUCUCAGAGGCUGAAUUCCAAGCAGAAAUGGCAAUGCCUGAACCCAUGAUCCACGGGGAUAUUGUAGUGACUGAGACCUACACGACUACCGAUCAGUGUAUGCAGCCGACCACAAUCGUUUUCGAUCCCCAGCUUGCACCCAAUGUUGUAGUAACGGAAACGGUAAUGACACCUGUCUAUGAUGUUCAAGGGAAUCUUUGCGUACCAGCUGAGUUAGCCAACGCGCAAAAUGUCAUCUACACAGAGAGAGUAGUGUCUAGUCCUGGCGUGCCUGACAUGAGGAGUGGUAGCAUGACUGAUGGUUGCAUGGGACCUGUGAUGAGUGGCAGUAUUUUAGUAGGGCCAGAAAUUCAAGUGACACAAAUGGUGAGUCCUCCGGACAUUCACAUAAGCCGAACCAUUGGUUCCACAUCCCCAAUGACAUCUCGACAUAGAGUAACACGGUACAGUAACAUACAUUACUCCCAACAGUAAGCGCUUUAUGGUCAGUAUUCCUUGCCUCGUGGAAUCACCAACAUAUCCAUCAAGGAUGUAUAAUGUACUCUAUUUAACAUUUUACUAGUCAGCAAAUACUCAAAUUUUUAAAAUGUGAUGGCAUUCUUUGAUUACAUCUUUUUUGGGGAUAAAUAUGGCUGAGAACUUUAGAUGAGCCUUUUUAAAUUAUUUCUGACUUUCAAUAAGAUGCCAAAAACACUUGAAGAAAUGUGUUACGUCCUUUGAUACUGUCUAAUAAAGAGCACAUAACUCAUAGGCGAACCUUAGAGGUCUUCGGGCCUGUGCAUCUGGUCGUGUAAACCCAGAUGCCCUUGCCCUUGUAGGUGGCAAAGGAGUCCUGUCUGCAUUCACCAGACAUUUGUGUCUUUAGAGAAUUAUCUCUAUUAAAUAUUUUAAUUGAAAAAGUGAACAAAGUAUACAUUUCUGAAAGGAAACUGAAAAGGAAGAUGAGGCAUUUAGCAAUAGAAAAAUAAAAUCAUUUGUCUCUUCAAAUGGUUUCUCAAGAUAUGAAAUAUUUAGGGCAUGCUUAAUAUAAUACAGGGAAAGAGUUUUCCAGCUAAAUGCAUCACUGAAAGUGGACUAGCAAUAUAUAUGCACCUAUAUAUCUAUACAUAUAUACAUAAAUCAAUAUGGAUUAAUUUUUGUUGCACUUUAUUGAUUUGUAUCAUUAAUUGUAAAUAGCAAUUAGAAUAGCAAAACAAAAUACGAAAACACCACAGUAUAAAUAGUUCUUGGGGAAGCAGUAGAGUAGUAGAGUUUUUCCCCAUUACAGAGAAUUUUUUCCCUGCUCUCACUACUUAUGUCAGAAGAACAUACGGAUUAUGGUUUAAUAAGUAUCAUUGACCUGAGCCAUAGAGUUUUUAUUUGGUAACCAGAUCAUCUCCAGAAGCACCUCUGUAAGUGUGUGUAUUCAGCAACUGAAAAGCUGCUCUAUGCUGAGUGCUGAUCUUGGCUCUGUGAAUACAUAGGGAAGAAGACAGGCAUGAUUUCUGUCUUCGUAAUACUUCUAAUUCAUAUCAAGACUUAGAAUAAAACUCUGAAGAUACACGUCUGAGUUCCCACCAAAAAUAAUUAGUAUUUAGACCAUUACCAAGCUGUUUUUCCUUUAAACACUGCUCCUUCUACUGGGGGAGUGCAGUGGAAACACAUGUACAGGUUGC